GCCCGGAUCGCCGGCUACGGCCACUUCUCAAAGCAAAAAAAAAAAAAGAAAAGAAAAAAAAGCCAAAAAAGAGGUUAAAAUCAAAGGGAAAAAAAAAGAGAAGAGGAGAGAGAGAGAGAGAGAGGAGCAGCCACCGCGCGUCGCGACUCGUGGGCCAUGGCGCGGUCGCCGGCGGCGAGGAAGCCCUCGGCGGCGCCCACAGUGGUGCUGACGCUGGCCCUGGCGCUCGCCUCCGCGGGGCUCCUGUUCCUCCUCGUCCACCUCUCCCCGUCCUCCCCCUCCACGCACCCGCACCCGCACCGCCGCCUCCGCCUCCGCGGCGCACGCUCCGUGGCGGGGGACCGGGGCGGCGGAUCCCCGCGCCAGCAGAUCCCGUUCGACCCCGUCAUCGCGGACCUCGAGCGCCGCCGCGACGACCGCGAGUGGGAGCGCCUGGCCGCCGCGGGGCUGCACGCGCCGGGGUUCGAGUCGGCGCCCGUCCCCGAGGACUACCUCGACGGCGGCGACCCCGACGAGGACUACAUCAACGACGCCGCGCGGUUCAACUUGACGAGGCGGGUGGAGGCGCUGUUCCCCAAGAUCGACGUGGACCCCGCCGACGGCGCCGUGACGGCCGCCGAGCUGACCGCCUGGAACCUCGCCUCCGCGCGCCGGGAGGUGCUGCACCGCACCGCGCGGGAGCUCGACCUGCACGACCGCGACCACGACGGCCGCAUCGCCUUCUCCGAGUACGAGCGGCCCAGCUGGGCCUGGCGGUUCGAUGAUCAUAACUCAUCCAAUGAUGGGGUGGGAUGGUGGAAGGAGGAGCAUUUUAAUGCUUCGGAUAUGGACGGUGAUGGCUUCCUGAAUCUGACAGAGUUUAACGACUUCUUACAUCCAGCUGAUACUAUGAACCCAAAGCUAAUAGAUUGGUUGUGCAAAGAAGAAGUCAGGGAAAGAGAUAAAGAUAAUGAUGGAAAACUCAAUUUUCAAGAGUUCUAUAGUGGACUAUUUUACUCUAUUCGGCAUUUUGAUGAGGAGGCUUCAACAGAUGACUCUGGUUCUGAUGCACCAGCAAGAAAAUCAUUUACACAGCUUGAUCUGGAUAAUGAUGGGCUUUUGUCAGCAGAUGAGCUAAAACCUAUUAUUGGGAAUCUCCAUCCACCAGAACACUUCUAUGCCAAGCAACAAGCUGACUACGUAAUAACACAGGCUGACACAAACAAAGAUGGGCAGCUGAGUUUGCAAGAGAUGAUUGAGAACCCAUAUGUAUUUUACAGUGCUUUAUUUACAGAAGAUGAUUACGGGUUUCAUGAUGAGCUCCGGUAGUUCUUCGAUGCACCAGGAUGUACUCAGGAAUCACCCACCUCUUGAACACUUCAUUAGGACACCGAUGUGAAUAGUUAACUUCCAUCAUCUGUAGGUUUCACCCUACGGGCUGCAAAAACAUUUGAGGGUGAUUCCAUGUAUAACAGGGGCGUGUUUCAUGUGCACUGUUCUAUAAGUAGAGGGUUCUUUUGUAACUUAACCUUUUUUGAAUUAUUUUCUUCAUAUGUAUGAUGAUGAGGUAGCGUUGGUUCUUUCAUUUUCUUUUUAAUUGCCAAGUACAACCAUCUCCUUUUUUGUUUGGGAUCACGCACUUGUAUACUACACAAACAAGGAAAAUGCUGCAUAUCAGCUUUCCUGAUCUCAAUAUUGUGUAAACCUCAACCUCGAAAGACAUGUGAUCUGCAUAAUCAUCCAGCACCUGAAGCACGGCAUAGAAUUCUUACUAGUGUCCAGUGUACACCAUAGGGCCUCGUCCUUGUCGCUUUUGCUUAUAUUUAUAAACAAAAAUUUAAAUU
Molecule: messenger RNA, 1823 nt
Organism: Oryza brachyantha (malo sina)
Lineage: Eukaryota; Viridiplantae; Streptophyta; Magnoliopsida; Poales; Poaceae
Product: reticulocalbin-2
Exons: 8
Coding region: 157-1308 (383 amino acids)
Cellular component (GO): endoplasmic reticulum
Molecular function (GO): calcium ion binding
Source: RefSeq, a predicted model, not a curated record